GCGGAGCAGGACAGGCCCAGUCCCCAGCAGUGGCCUCCAGUGUCUCUUCCUCUCCCUGGGAAAGGUGGUACAGAAGUGACCAAAAUGGCCUGGUGGAAAGCUUGGGUUGAACAAGAGGGCGUCACAGUGAAGGGCAGCUCCCACUUCAACCCAGACCCAGACGCCGAGACCCUCUACAAAGCCAUGAAGGGAAUUGGAACCAACGAGCAGGCCAUCAUCGACGUGCUCACCAAGAGGAGCAACGCCCAGCGGCAGCAGAUUGCCAAGUCCUUCAAGGCUCAGUUCGGCAAGGAUCUCAUCGAAUCAUUGAAGUCAGAGCUGAGUGGCAAGUUUGAGAGACUCAUCAUGGCCCUCAUGUACCCGCCCUACAGGUACGAGGCCAAGGAGCUGUACGAUGCCAUGAAGGGAUUAGGGACUAAAGAAGGGGUCAUCAUUGAGAUCCUGGCCUCUCGGACCAAAUGCCAGCUGCAAGAAAUAAUGAAGGCCUACAAGGAGGACUACGAGUCCAGCCUAGAGGAAGACAUCAAAGCAGACACGAGCGGCUACCUAGAGUGGAUCCUCGUCUGCCUGCUGCAGGGCAGCAGGGAUGAUGUGAGGGGCUAUGUGGACGCAGGACUGGCCCUGCAAGAAGCACAGGAUCUGUAUGCAGCAGGUGAGAAGAUCAGCGGGACCGAUGAGAUGAAAUUCAUCACCAUCCUGUGCACACGCAGUGCCCCUCAUCUCAUGAGAGUGUUCGAAGAAUAUGAGAAAAUCACCAACAAGAGCUUUUAGGAGAGCAUCAAGAGUGAGACCCACGGCUCGCUGGAGGAGGCCAUGCUCACCGUGGUGAAGUGCACCCAGAACCUGCACAGCUACUUUGCAGAGAGACUGUACUGUGCCAUGAAGGGAGCAGGGACAUCUGAUGGGACACUCAUAAGGAUCAUCGUCUCAAGGUGUGAGGUUGACUUAAAUCUUAUCAAGAAUCAGUUCACUAAGAUGUAUGGCAAGACCCUCAGCAGCAUGAUCAUGGAUGACACCAGCAGUGACUACAAGAAUGCCCUGCUGAACCUGGUGGGCAGUGACCCAUGAAGUCAAUGAAGAAUGAGAGCCAAGGCCAAGAAGCAGGGGCCUUUGGCCCUGCCUCAUGACCUUGGCCUUGGGUAGAACCUGGGGGAUCUCAG
Messenger RNA from Octodon degus (degu), 1160 nucleotides. RefSeq names its product annexin A8-like. The record is from RefSeq and is a predicted model, not a curated record. Gene Ontology annotation, molecular function: calcium-dependent phospholipid binding; calcium ion binding. Gene Ontology annotation, biological process: endosomal transport; endosome organization; negative regulation of serine-type endopeptidase activity. Gene Ontology annotation, cellular component: cytoplasm. The transcript has a single exon. Lineage: Eukaryota; Metazoa; Chordata; Mammalia; Rodentia; Octodontidae.